UCUGAAGCGUUAUCGGUGUGCAGCAGCAGCAGCAGCUGCUCGGUCAUUUUAAUCUGUCGGUGAUAAAAGCAGGUGAGAACCCCCAGACUGUCGUUAGAUUCCUGCAGCAGAACUCAGAAAAACUUCAUCACAGUUUACAUCCCAGCAGCAGCACCACUCUGGCUAUGAAGCUGCUGUCGGCUCUUCUCCUCCUGCUGGUUCCUCUGUUGGCCAGCAGUCAGAUUUUGGACUGCAGCGACAUUUCUCGUCAGAAUCCCAGCAGUCCCAGUGGAGUUUACACCAUCUAUCCCAUCGGAUCCACAUCUGGUGUCCAGGUUUACUGUGACAUGGACUCACAUGGAGGAAAAUGGACCGUGUUCCAGAGAAGGAUGGACGGCUCUGUAAACUUCUACAGGAAAUGGAGUGACUACAAGACAGGCUUUGGGAAUCCUGCUGGAGAGUACUGGCUUGGUCUGGAUAUACUCUACAACUUAGGCCGUCAGAAAAACUUCGAGCUGAUGGUGGACAUGGAGGACUUUGAAGGAAACACGGCGUACGCUCAUUACAGCCCGUUCAAUGUGGGUCACGAGUUGGACGGAUAUCCUCUGUAUUUGCCCAGUUACAUCGGUGGAGGAGCAGGAGACACUAUGACAUAUCUCCAUCUUCAUAAAUUUGCUACUUUUGACCAUUAUCAACACAUUGGGACAGAAAACUGUCCAGAACAUUUUCUGGGAGCUUUCUGGUUCGGCCCGGCAUGCCAGUACGGAAACCCAAACGGAGUCUACACCUGGGGCAGUGAGGGGACCAGAUAUGAGGUUGGAGUAAUCUGGAACAGCUGGAAGGGCAGCAUGUAUUCUCUCAAGGCCAUCAGCAUGAAGAUUCGCCCUCUUGAGUAAAAACAGCAGCUCAAACAUCCAGCACUAUGUUCGGCAAUAAAGUCU
Poeciliopsis prolifica (blackstripe livebearer) is the source of this 920-nucleotide messenger RNA. Its product is annotated as microfibril-associated glycoprotein 4-like. The record is from RefSeq and is a predicted model, not a curated record. The transcript has 6 exons. The coding region runs from base 165 to 875 and encodes 236 amino acids. Lineage: Eukaryota; Metazoa; Chordata; Actinopteri; Cyprinodontiformes; Poeciliidae. Gene Ontology annotation, biological process: elastic fiber assembly.